This is a messenger RNA of Oncorhynchus gorbuscha (pink salmon), 4391 nucleotides long. RefSeq names its product serine/threonine-protein kinase PAK 6-like. The coding region runs from base 1733 to 3379 and encodes 548 amino acids. NCBI's taxonomy places the organism in Eukaryota, Metazoa, Chordata, Actinopteri, Salmoniformes, Salmonidae. Gene Ontology annotation, biological process: protein phosphorylation. Gene Ontology annotation, molecular function: ATP binding; protein serine/threonine kinase activity. The record is from RefSeq and is a predicted model, not a curated record. The transcript is spliced from 8 exons.
UGUGUGCAUGUGUGCAUGUGUGCAUGUGUGUAUGUGCAAGAGUGUGGGGGUGUGUGAGGGAGUGUGUAUAACAAGUGUGUGUGUGUAUAUGUGUGUGCUCACUCUUGCACUCUUCCCUUCCUGGAGGAGAGGCUCUCCUCUUCAGCGAUCGGCAAGUUCUGCAGAGCGAGGAUGCCUGAUAGAGUAGCAGCACACAGCACAGAGCACUGAGAGCAGCCAUGCUGUUUGUGAUGGUAUCAUCCCAUUAUCACUGGCACCGGAUGACUUUAGUAGCUUACAUUUCACUCAUGAGUAAAUAUUGAUAGAUCUGAUUGUACAGGAAACACAAGAGCCUUGUGUAAAUAUUUGGCUCAGUAGUGCCAACAUCUGCAAAUGCACAGUUCUGAACAGUCACAGAACUAGAGAACCAGGCAAAUGGAGCGAAAAAACAGUAAUGUACUUUCUCGUUAUUUCAAACCUUUCUUUUUAAUCGAACUCAAAAGACAAACACUCCUUAAAAGCCUUUUCGUGUUUUAGAGUGAAAAACAAGGUCCCCGUCUACAACCACAGUCAGGUCUACCCUGCUCUGUGGUCCCCGCUCUGUCCUCAAGCCCACCCACCCCACCUCCUGCCAGCCUCCCUCACGCUAUAGUGUCCCUGUCAGAAUUACAUUCCUUCCCAGCUCCACAUUACGUACAUAGGGAGAGCACAGAAUGAUACACUUAUGCAACACUUAGCAUAUUAACCUUCUGUUUGAAUUAUCCUUGGAGGGGGAGAUUGGGAUUGUAGAGUGUGGGAGGGGAGGGGAGGCUGCCAGUGUGAUGGCCUGCUGAGUUAUAGAAUGCCGUAGUAGUGAUUUCCUAAACUCCCACUGUGUCACAAUGCAUCAUGGGAGAUGAGCCAUGUUCAACUGAAGGCACAUUUGUUGUGUUACAUAUGACAACGUCAUUAGCGUGUCAUGCCAGCUUGUUACAGUGGGCCACCGGCCAUGUUCCCAUUUGAUGAUCUCGCAAACAUCCACCAGCUUUCAACAAAACAUGUUCUCCAACAGCACUCCAUCAACGAGCAGCUCAAAUGCACUAUUAUAUUUUCAAGAAAAUACGCAAGCAUAAAUGUGGGUGAAUUCUAUCCUAGUACAGCUAAGGACAUUAGAUGUAAUGUAAUUGAUAACUGUCUUUGUGGUAGGUACACAUGAGAGACAUGACAGCAGUGUCCUUGGCUUACACUAUACCACUCCACUGUCAGUGAAGAGGGCUUUAUAUCUAAAGCUUGAGUGGUUACUUUCCCUACAAGCCAGAAAAAUUCAUGCUCCUUCAUUAGCAUUGGAAUGGGGAUGGGGUUAUAGUGGGCAGACUGUAGCAUAGUGGGUAGACUUUUAGUGUGUUUUCUUCCCUCUAAUGCUCUGAAAGCCUGUGGGCUCUGGCGAGGCCGGCUGUGUGCUCGUAAGUAAAAGGGCACAGAGAAUGAAAAAGCCUUAAUUGACCAGAUAUCCUUCAUUACACACAGGCUUACAAACCCAAUGCACUCUGUUCCCCUAAGACAAGUUCUAAAGCACAAAGGCCAGUGACAGACAGAAAGCCAGUCUGGAAGAUGGAAAAUGUUUUUUAGACAGAUAGAUUUGAGUUUAUUCACUUGUAUUUUGAUUUCUGGGAACGUACUGCAUCUGAUGAUGGCUUAGUCACUUCGGGGUACACAUUGAUGGAUAAUAAGCUGUUCAUAGAUUAAAGGAGCCGUACGUGACUGUAUCAAUGGUAUGAACAGUACAGUAGAUGUUAAGUGUGCUGCAGAUUUAGAAACAUGUUAUAUAUACUUCUUGUCUAUGCAGGGCCAUCUUGAAUUUGUCAAAGCUGUCACUUUUCUGGACCUGACAAUGUUUCGUAAGAAGAAAAAGAAGAGGCCAGAGAUCUCGGCACCAAAGAACUUUGAGCACCGGGUGCACACCUCUUUUGAUGCUAAACGAGGCUGCUUCGUGGGCCUGCCAACCCAAUGGCACAGUUUGAUAGAGAACCUCCGCAGGCCCAAGCCUAUGGUGGACCCCUCCCGGAUCACCCCAGUUGAGCUCAAUCCAAAGAAGACCAUUGUGCGUGGGAGUAUGAUCGGCCAUGGAGACUACAUCUCAGCCAUGAUCUCCGACAUGAGCAGGCUGUCCGUGACCAGCUCCAACUCCCUAAGGAAGAGCAGCCCUUCAGGCAGGAAGAGGGCCCAGUCCCUUGGCAGGCUGGGGGAGGUGAAGGAGGGGGACACCUACCAGUAUGAAGACCUGGGAGAGGAUGACAUGGAGCAGCAGUGGAGGGACAGGGCUCAUAACAUCCACAGUGAGAGUGGGAUGCCCCAAAUGGGCAUGAAGAAGAGCAUCACCCUGCAGCCCAAUGGGGAUCUUCCCAGGGCUAAGUCCACCUACGAGGUGAGUGUCAGCUCUCUGGAGGGACACCCGGUUCCAUCCCAGCCCAUACAGGUGCCUAUUAAAGGGGCUUAUAUCAGCUGUGAGGUGGGAAGUCCCACAGAGAGACUGAUGGUGAGGAGAGAUUUCCAGGUGCCGAGGGUUAUGCCACACAACCAGAGGCCCUUCUCAUGCUUCUACAACCCAGCCAUGGCUGUCCAGCAGCCCCAUCCUGACCAUGGGCGUCACCCCCCUCCGGAGUACCGCACCAACCUCUACAUCCACUCACAUAACAGCCCUAGCAGACCAUACUCCUCCUACGACCUGAAGGUGGUGAUCAUGAGGGACUACCAGCACAGGAACGUGGUGGAGAUGUUUAAGAGUGCCCUGGUGGAGGAGGAGCUCUGGGUCAUCAUGGAGUACAUAGAGGGUGGAGCACUAACCAACAUCGUGUCUGAGACCAGGCUGAGUGAGGAGCAGAUAGCCACAGUGUGUGAGGCUGUGCUGCAAGCCCUGGCCUACCUUCACUCCCAGGGAGUCAUCCACAGGGACAUCAAGAGUGACUCCAUACUGCUAACACUGGAUGGGAGGAUCAAGCUGUCAGACUUUGGGUUCUGUGCACAGAUCAGUAAGGACAUUCCCAAGAGGAAGUCUUUAGUAGGAACACCCUACUGGAUGGCUCCGGAGGUCAUCUCUAAAUCUCCAUACAGCACUGAGGUGGAUGUGUGGUCUCUGGGCAUCAUGGUAGUUGAGAUGGUGGAUGGAGAGCCCCCCUACUUCAGUGAGACCCCCGUUGCAGCCAUGAGAAGGCUGAGGGAUGAGCCAGCUCCCACCGUACGGAACACAACCCAGGUAUCCCCGGUGUUGAAAGACUUCCUGAACCGUAUGUUGACCCGGGACCCAGUGGAGAGGGCCAGCGCCACAGACCUGCUAGAACACCCCUUCCUCCUGCAGAGUGGCUCCCCGCAGUGCCUGGUGCCCCUGGUGGAGCAGUACCGCAAGCGCAUGUCUCACUGCUGAUCCCAUGGUGGACCCUGAUCCCUGAUUACUACUGUACCCACCCUGAGUGUGAUCUGCCCAGGUCCAACCCACCCAGCACCCACCCCAGUGUGGGAGCAGGACCAGAGAGCAGAUCCAGACCCAGAGAUCCUGGUGCUGUUACAGAGCUCAUGGCAUCAGGCCUGUAGGCUUGGUAAACAAUGACACAGCAUGGGCCUAGAGACCUACUGUAAGAAGCACUUUAGCAGUGAGUUGGUGUAGUGAAACAGUAGCAUGCAAACAAACAGUAUUCCUAACUCAUUUCAACAACGUCUGGUUCUACCUGUGAUAGACAACAUCCAAUGGGAUUCCUCCCGACACAACACCAAUCUAGCCUUGGUACAUUAUAUACAGACUUGAAAUCCAAGGGAACUGUAAACUGCAUUGUGAACUUUUACUGUAAUUGAGCAGUUUCCCAUUGUAGUCUUUGGAUAAUAGUGAAUUUUCAGCUUGUGCUAUAGACUCAAGUUAUGGUAGCUCAUGACUUGGAGAGAAGCUUGAUGUUACAUACCUCUACAACCAUAUGGGACACUGACUGAAGUUCACCUUGUCAGUAAACAAUUUGCAUGGCCAAAUGAAGGCAGACCUGGCCUGAUCAGAAUGUUUAAAACAUGCUACUAUGACAGACCUGCCGCCAGUAUCACCAUGACAAAUGUGUAGAUGAGGGGAUGUCUGUUCGAUUUUAUUGUGCUCAAGGAAUCAUGUUCCUUUUAAUAUUUAUUCUAUUUUGCUUUCCCGAAAAGUGUUGUGAAUGGUUUGUAACGUGAAAUUGCAAAUACAUUUUCAGUUUAGAAUAUCAACUUGAAAUGUAGCAGAUGAACAAAUAAUGUAAAUACAGCCUGUAUAUUAGGACUUACUUGCAGAGCCACUGUACUUACACUACCGCUCAAAAGUUUGGGGUCACUUAGAAAUGUCCUUGUUUUCCAUGAAAACAUACAUGAAAUGAGUUGCAAUAUGAAUAGGAAAUACAGUCAAGACGUUGACAAGGUUAUAA